AUGGCAGCAACACCACAUUACACAUACCCAAAGCGCAGUGGUUCUUCUAGGGACGACGUCCUAAAUGAGCCGGAUUGGGCUAUAACUCACAGCCACCGGAUCGGGUUUCGCGAUCGCGAUGAUCGCCAUCUAGCUCACACACAUACUGGGGAUGACUGGGAUCCGGAGCAGGAGCGGGAAUUUCUAGCUCAGGCAAAGCAAGAAGCCGAGGAGCUUAGCAAGAAGCUGAGAGAACACGGUUUGAUCAAUGUCCGCGAUUACAGGAACAAACAAGAGGACUACCAUUUGAGGUUACCUCAAAAAUACCCGCAGGGCUGGCGUUACGUGCUUCACACUACGGAAGACUUUAUAAAGUACCAGCAGAACUGGCCUGUCAACGAAUACGAGUGGAGACGGAGUCGCGGCGAAAAUGACACGCACAACGAAUCACAUGCUAGAUACCAACAAUACCACGAUGACCGAAGCGAGCGCAGGGGGAAAUAUCAGGAAAGCGGUCUUCAGGACAAGUAUUCACCACAAGAGCUAUCUUUGCUGCACCUAUUACAGUCGGAGAGCGUUUACAUGGAGACGCUGAAAGAGAAUGAUGGCAACCAUCCGCUUAAUGGCGAGCCACAACUUCAAGUCCUCUACGGAGCAGGUCUCAUCACCCCAAAUUCAGUACAUUAUGUUCGCAACCAUGGUCCUGUGUCUCAUCUUCUGUGGGAAACCCACCAACUUGACGUAGAGGGCAGAAAUCUGGUCUUAUCGAUGGACGAUCUCGCAAGCAACUAUGAAACUAUCAACAUUGCGGUGGCAAUGGCAUGCGACGGCAACUGGAGGAAGGAGCUAGAUAUGAUAAGACGCUCCAAAGGUUUUGAUUGGGGUGCUGGAGCCAUUAGCUGUGCGUUCUGGAAAGGCCCUCUGCUGCGCGAUGUGCUUCUAGCCGCUGGUAUCCAGUGCCCUAAUCCUCUCCAUGAAAAGCGUCUACGUUGGGUCCAUUUUGAAGGCGCUGACAACCUCAGAGAAGCCAAGUAUGCAACAUCCAUUCCAUUGGCAUAUGUCAUGGACUCCGCAAACGACGUGAUUAUGGCAUACGAAAUGAAUAAUGUGCGACUACCACCAGACCACGGUUAUCCAGUGCGCCUGGCAGUCCCCGGCUACAUCGGUGGUCGUUGGGUCAAAUGGCUCCAGAGGAUCUGGGUCUCUGACAAGGAGAACAAUAGCCAUUUUCAUAUUUGGGACAACAGGGUUCUGCCUAGUUUCAUUCGGGAUAAAGACUCGGAGUUCUCACACAUCAUGUUCCAUCAUCCAAGUACGGCUUGCAACAAACAGAAUCUCAACUCAAUUAUCGUAAGACCUGGACAUGCAGGAAUUGCAUAUGAUGUUGGCGGCCACGAAGUUCAGAGGAUGGAAGUCAGUCUCGACGGUGGGAAAACCUGGUUAUACUGUGUUUGCAAGUUCCCCGAGUACCCCGUCCGCCAUGGACACAAAUUUUGGACAUGGCUCCAUUGGUACGUGGAUGUCGCAAUGCCGCACCUUGUUCGAGCCGAGAGUAUCAUCGUCCGAAUGAUGAACAAUUGUUGGUACAUCGUUCUCCCGGAGAUUUUAGACAGUGAAGGAAACUACUCUAUGCUAUUCUUCAGGCAUCCCUGUCAGCCUGGUACAGGUGCGGGAGGUUGGAUGCAACCCUCGACGGAGAAUCGCAUCGAGAGUAUCAAGCACGAGGCAUCAUCACCGCAAAAGCAAUUCACACGUGAGGAGAUUGAAAAGCACAACAAGGAGAACGACUGCUGGAUUUUCAUUAAUGGCAAAGUCUACGAUGCGACAAGUGUGCUAGAUUGGCAUCCUGGUGGCAAGGCGCCUAUCAUGACACACGCAGGUAGGGCACAUCCCGAUACCACAAAUGACUUCGAGAGCAUUCAUGACGACUAUGCGGAGCAAAGGCUGAGCGGUACUAAAACAAUUGAGUUCAUCAAGAAGCAGGCCCAAGACGCGGCCAACGAGAAAGCCAACCAUUCUAAUAGGAACCUACAGACUGCAUUUGACUGUCAUCGGUGGAAUGUCGUUCGUUUUGGGGAAAAGGAGCAGCUUUCUGAGGACACUCGUCGAUCUACUUUCGUGCUACCAGCGUCUACGAAGAAACUCGGUCUUGGCACCAGCCAGCAUCUUCAGCUGGGCUUCCAUUUCAGUGAUCGGCUUGUCGUCAGGCCAUACACGCCCACGAUGCCAGUUUUUGAGACGGAGGAAGAUGGCACAUUUGACCUUGUCGUCAAGACAUACGUCCCGGAUCAAUCCCAGCCAGUUGACUGGCAUAUCCAUUACCGCGAGGCCUGUCGGUUCGUCGUCGUCCUCCACCGUCACAUGUUGAAACUGCUGAAGGAGACCUGUUCGGUGCAUAAAGUUGACCAUGUAGCGGAUGGCACUCUACAGAAGUACGCAUUUGGACAUGAGAAAGGAAAUCUGGCGCUGCUUUGUGGUCCUCCAGCUAUGAUUCAGAAGGCUGUGCUUCCAGCGCUUCGGGAGAUUGGAUACAAGGAGGACGAAAAUUUGUUUGGAUUUUAG
Messenger RNA from Penicillium crustosum, 2541 nucleotides. Its product is annotated as putative nitrate reductase. Lineage: Eukaryota; Fungi; Ascomycota; Eurotiomycetes; Eurotiales; Aspergillaceae. The transcript has 10 exons. Gene Ontology annotation, molecular function: molybdenum ion binding; oxidoreductase activity. The record is from RefSeq and is a predicted model, not a curated record. Bases 1 to 2541 code for a protein of 846 amino acids.